Molecule: messenger RNA, 1795 nt
Organism: Leucoraja erinaceus (little skate)
Lineage: Eukaryota; Metazoa; Chordata; Chondrichthyes; Rajiformes; Rajidae
Product: fatty acid-binding protein 1, liver-like
Exons: 4
Coding region: 1013-1396 (127 amino acids)
Biological process (GO): fatty acid transport
Cellular component (GO): cytosol; nucleus
Molecular function (GO): fatty acid binding
Source: RefSeq, a predicted model, not a curated record
AAGGUACAAACUUCGUACAGACAAGUGCCCGUAGUCAGGAUCGAACCUGGGUCUCUGGUGCUGUAAGGCAGCAGGUCUACUGGACUGCCCAGUUGUUUUUAUCAAUGGGGAACAACAUCAGAUAUGCAUUGAUUCACAAUAUGUGUUGCAUAAUGUGACACUUUUUUUUACUAUGACUGGUCACAUAUAAUGUGAGUUUACUUACAUUACUAUUAAAACACAAAGUACUUGUGCUAUAACACCAGGACAAGCACUCAACCAAGAAAACCAAGCCCAAGCCCAAAGCCAAAAUAGUAACACAACUGCAUACAGACACUUAAGCGAUAGGACAUUAACUAACUCCAUAUACAAUGGGAAGCUAUCUACACGUUAACAAGCAUAUACAAACUAAUUGUGCAGAUGCCAGUAUAUCAUUGGAGUUACACAGAAUGUAGUUUCACAGUUAGAUACUUUAGUAGGUGCAAUAAGUUCCAAAUUUCAUAGGUGAAGCCUCAGAUACUUGUUUUACUCAUACACUGUAUUUAAAAUAAUAUAUGAAAGAUCCAAUCUUAAACGUGUCAUGAUAAAAAAAAAUACUGCUGUAAAAUAUAUUAUGUUUAAUAUUAUUUGCUGUGAGCUUUUUAGUACCUCUUAGCUUCAGGUAACUAACUUUGAAUAAUGCCUUAUCUUAACCCCCACGUCUAAUGUUUCAGCUGAUAUAUAAUCAACCAGAAAAUAUAAUAAUUAUAGGCCGUUUUAUAAACGGUGCCGCCUUUUUCAUUAGUUUGGUUCAAAAACAAGUCUCAGCUGCUUUGUUUUUCCAUUGCCGAUCCCCUGGGAAACCAAAGGUAACCCUGUGCAAACAUUAAAAUCACAAUCCUAUUUGCAGAUGCAUGUAGCUCGGUAAGCAUGGUGGUGCAUCCUAUUUAACAUCACCCAUCAAGGAGUUAUCCAUUCAAUUUUUUUCAACAAAUUAAUUCUGAAGAUUCACUUAACUCGGCUCUUGACAACUUCACAGCAACAAAACAUCCAAAUGGCCUUUACUGGGAAGUAUGAAUUGGAGAGUCAGGAAAACUUUGACCAACUCAUGAAAGCUCUGGGAUUCUCAGAUGAUAUCAUUAAGAAAUAUAAAGACAUAACCAGCGUCAUCGAGUUUGUCCAAAAUGGCAAUUCCUUUCAAUGCAUUUACCACUUUGGUAACCGAGUCGUUAAAAACAAUUUCACCAUUGGACAAGAGUGUGAAUUUGUAUCAUUCACAGGGCACAAGGUCAAGGCUUUGGCAAAGAUGGAAGGUGAGAAUAAGCUGGUUGUCACAAUGCAGGGAUUGACUGCAGUCAUGGAACUGCGUGGAGACAGAAUAAUUGAAACUAUCACUAAUGGAGAAGUUGCCUUCAAGAAAAUUAGCAAAAGAAUUUAAAAGACAGGAGCCGCAUCAAAAGUAAAUGAAGUCAGAACCGCACUCUGUUAAUGAAAUGAAAGCAAUCAUUUUUAGAUUCAAAGACACAGAUGGAUUUUUAUUUAGUUAGUUCCGUAAGAAAAUAUUUUUUAAAAACUCUCUGUCCACGUUAAGUGCAUAACAAAAUAUGUCAGACUAUCAAAGUUUCAAGUCUCUCAUUUGCUAAUCAAUUUUAACAGUGCCUAGAAGGAAAAAAUGACCCAUAGAAUUAUUUGAUUUGUGUAAACUGAAUGAUGAUGAUUGCCUUAAAGCAAAUUUGCAACACAUUUAGCCAGAUGCCCAAUUUUUAUAGAAAAAUCAAGUUCUGUAAUAAAAACAGUUAUUGAUGUGAAAUUUCAGUGCUAUAAAGAUGUUGCUAAA